GACUGCUGGUUUUGAAUGAAAAGCAUUAAGUAUAUCUUUAUUUAUUUUCUUUAUACAGGUUAUGGCAACAUCUCCCCUUCCACCCGUGCUGGCCAAUCCUUCACCAUUGCAUAUGCUUUGAUUGGUAUUCCUCUCUGCGGUGUUGUCCUGGCCCAGAUUGGCACCAAGCUCCAUGCUAAGUUCAAGCUCCUCAUCAACAAGAUCGCACAAUGCUUUGAACAAUGCCAGACAAGAUCUUGGGUGGUACCCGCUGUACAAGGAUUGGUCCUCACUCUAAUCCUGUUUGGUUUUGGUUUGAUAAUACCUGCGGCUUGUUUCUCUGUGAUCGAGGGAUGGAGUUUCUAUGAGUCUUGGUACUACUGCUUUAUCACUUUGACAACCAUAGGCUUUGGUGACUACGUAGCAGGGACCAACUCUGACAUCCCAUACACCGUGGUCUACAAAUGGUUCACACUCCUCUGGAUCUUCUUCGGUCUUGUCAUCAUGGCAACUGUUAUCUCAAAGAUGACCGACUGGCUGUCAGAAAGGACAGAGAAUGUCAAGGUCUCCAUGAAACGAGGAAAUAAAAAAGAGGAUGGAAGCGAUGACAGUCAUGGAAAGCUAAAUGGUGAUGACAAAGAAAAAAAUGUUGAAAAUGUAGAAAUGGACGAAGGAGUUAAUGGUCAACCGUAGCUAUUUAUCAGUGUAGUUUGUACAUUGUAUCAUUUUUUAUUUAUUUUUUUAUCAUAUUUUUUGAGCGCAUUUUUUUACAUCAUUCUUUCACUUGCUUAUGAAGAGUCUUGAUUUCUGGUGAUGAUCAUUAUUGUAAUGAUCUGUGAUAUAUUUUGAAAGGUCAAGGUCACAAUAACAUGUUUUCAUGUUACCCUUCUGAAGUCCUUGUAAGUGCGAUAUCUUUAGAUUUACUUAACCUAGGCUCAUAUUAUUUGGUGUGUAUGAUACUAGCAUGAUUCUCAGGAAGCCUUUUGAUUGUGAGGUCCAAAGGUCAUGGUCACAGUGACAUAUUUUUCAUCUUAGCCUUCUGAAGUUCUUGUAAACGCGAUACUUCAGUUUAACUUAACCUAGGCUCAUACUAGCAUGGAUCCCAGGUCUUUUGAUGUGAGGUCAAAGGUCAAGGUCACAGUGACAAGUUUUUGAGUUACCCUUCUGAAGUUCUUGUAAGCAUGAUAACUUUUAUAGUUUAACUUAAUCUAUGCUCGUAUAAUUUGGUGUGUAUGAAAGGAAGUCUAUUGAUGCCAAUGACACCAACUGUGUAUAUGAUAUUGUGUAUAUGAUAUUGAUUUCCUUUUGAAAAUUUAAUUAGACAAACCUUCAUUAAUUUAUUUGUUUAUGUUCAUGAUUCUAAAAUAUACAUCCUAAAAAUUCAUAUGGGAUUGGAAAUUUUAUUAUUCACCUUGGCAGUUUUCUUGCAGUGUACUAUUCUAGCAUGUGACAUAAUAAGUAAAUCCUUUGAAGGGUAUUAUAAUAAUCAAUUAACUUUAUUUAUUGCAAGAAACUAGAAAAUAAACUUUGGCAUAAAUUUUUUGCAUUAUUGAAAGCACAUAUGAAGGCAAUACCUGAAACUAUAUAUUUAAGAUCCAUGGUUUGAGGGACAGUAAUUUUCCACUUUGUCAAAUCUGUGUUUGUAUUGUUUUUGUAAUGUCCUAUGUUAAUGCUUUAAAACUCAUUUUGAGUAUUCGCCUGUAGCCCCCCCCCGCACCCACUGUUGUCUGUAAGUAUAAUUCAUGUACAAUGUAUAGUAUCUUCAGUUAUUAUCUGUGAUGUGAUAUAUCGACUGUUUUUCUGGGAAAAUGAAAUUUGCUCCGGCAACAGUUGCUCUUGGCUUUAUUUUGUCUAAGAUAAAGGGGUUAGGGUUGCAAUAGGGUUUUAUGUUCAGUUUAGGGAUGGGUUUGGGAUAUGGUAUAGUGCCAAAUUCAGGGUUGAACAUUGCCAUUCCAUUAGUGUGUGAAGUUUACAUCAGAGCUAUUGUCGCCGGAGCAAAUGUCAUGGAACCGUUUAUCUUAUGCACAUUGUCACAUUGCAUGUUCAAUAAUACCCGAGGCUUUUAUUAGAGGCUGUAUAUAAUGUGUUACUUUAGCUGACAUGUUAACAAAACCGUUACUGGCUGUAUUGAAUGUCUUCCAAUGAAAAUACCUAAAGAGGCUUUUACUUGGAUAGGAAUCCAACUGAUCUCACAUGAUAUCAAAAGUGAGAAAAGUAUGCUUUUGGUGGUUGAUGGAAAUCGAACAUCAACAAGAACAUUUCAAAUUGAUGGAAAAGAGUGUUUAUGCCCCACAAUCAACCUUACUAAAUCGAACAAAGAGAAGCUUGAACGUCCAUGGAAAAUUGCCCAGACAAUAAUAGGUCUUGAAUUACCUCCAAUUGAAACUCUGUAGGAGAGAUUACUGGCAAAAGUUCAGGCUAUCCUAAAAGACCCAUCUCACCCAUAAAAAGGUAUUUCUUAAAUAAAAGCUAAUCUUAAAGAUUAAUCCCUUCCCUUCAUACUAUCAUACUCUGUAAAGUAAUUUGAAGUACAUCUUAAAAUUAUGACAGUGUGAAAGAAAACAAAUCUUUCAG
This is a messenger RNA of Lytechinus variegatus (green sea urchin), 2553 nucleotides long. RefSeq names its product potassium channel subfamily K member 10-like. Lineage: Eukaryota; Metazoa; Echinodermata; Echinoidea; Temnopleuroida; Toxopneustidae. The coding region runs from base 16 to 672 and encodes 218 amino acids. The record is from RefSeq and is a predicted model, not a curated record. Gene Ontology annotation, biological process: potassium ion transmembrane transport; stabilization of membrane potential. The transcript is spliced from 2 exons. Gene Ontology annotation, cellular component: membrane. Gene Ontology annotation, molecular function: potassium ion leak channel activity.